UUAGUACCUUUAAUACUAGGAGCCCCAGAUAUAGCUUUCCCACGAAUAAAUAAUAUAAGAUUUUGGUUAUUACCUCCUUCUUUAACUCUUCUUUUAAUAAGAAGUAUAGUUGAAAACGGAGCUGGAACAGGAUGAACUGUUUAUCCACCCUUAUCUUCUAUUAUUGCUCAUGGAGGAGCUUCCGUUGAUUUAGCUAUUUUUUCACUACAUUUAGCAGGAAUUUCUUCUAUUUUAGGAGCUGUAAAUUUUAUUACUACUGUUAUUAAUAUACGAUCUUCAGGAAUUACUUUUGAUCGAAUACCUUUAUUUGUUUGAUCUGUUGUAAUUACUGCAUUAUUAUUAUUAUCUUUACCUGUUCUAGCAGGUGCUAUUACAAUAUUAUUAACUGAUCGAAAUAUAAAUACUUCAUUUUUUGACCCUGCUGGUGGAGGAGACCCAAUCUUAUACCAACAUUUAUUUUGAUUUUUUGGGCAUCCAGAAGUUUAUAUUUUAAUUCUUCCAGGAUUUGGAAUAAUUUCUCAUAUUAUUAGACAAGAAUCAGGAAAAAAGGAAACUUUUGGAUCUUUAGGAAUAAUUUAUGCUAUAUUAGCUAUUGGAUUAUUAGGAUUUAUUGUAUGAGCUCAUCACAUAUUUACAGUAGGUAUAGAUGUUGACACCCGAGCUUAUUUUACGUCAGCAACAAUAAUUAUUGCUGUUCCAACAGGAAUUAAAAUUUUUAGUUGAUUAGCUACAAUUCAUGGAACCCAAUUGAAUUAUUCUCCUACUACUAUAUGAGCUUUAGGAUUUGUAUUUUUAUUUACAGUUGGAGGAUUGACAGGAGUAGUUCUAGCUAAUUCUUCUGUUGAUAUCAUCUUACAUGAUACCUAUUAUGUUGUAGCCCAUUUUCAUUACGUCUUGUCAAUAGGAGCUGUAUUUGCUAUUAUAGCUGGAUUUAUUCAUUGAUACCCUCUAUUUACAGGAUUAUAUAUAAAUGCAAAACUUUUAAAAAGUCAAUUUAUAAUUAUAUUUAUUGGAGUAAAUUUAACCUUUUCACAACAUUUUUUAGGAUUAGCUGGUAUACCUCGACGAUACUCAGAUUAUCCAGAUGCUUAUACUAUAUGAAAUAUUAUUUCAACAAUUGGAUCUACAAUUUCAUUAUUAAGAAUUAUUUUAUUUCUAUAUAUUAUUUGAGAAAGUAUAAUUAUAAACCGACAAAUAAUUUACUCAAUUCAAUUAAAUUCUUCAAUUGAAUGAUUUCAAAAUUCUCCUCCUGCUGAACACAGAUAUUCAGAAUUACCAUUAUUAACUAAUUUCUAAUAUGGCAGAUUAGUG
Messenger RNA from Teleopsis dalmanni, 1311 nucleotides. RefSeq names its product cytochrome c oxidase subunit 1-like. The record is from RefSeq and is a predicted model, not a curated record. Gene Ontology annotation, cellular component: membrane. Gene Ontology annotation, molecular function: heme binding; cytochrome-c oxidase activity. NCBI's taxonomy places the organism in Eukaryota, Metazoa, Arthropoda, Insecta, Diptera, Diopsidae. Gene Ontology annotation, biological process: mitochondrial electron transport, cytochrome c to oxygen; electron transport coupled proton transport.